Pygocentrus nattereri (red-bellied piranha) is the source of this 683-nucleotide messenger RNA. Its product is annotated as interferon-induced transmembrane protein 1-like. Gene Ontology annotation, cellular component: plasma membrane. The coding region runs from base 16 to 513 and encodes 165 amino acids. The record is from RefSeq and is a predicted model, not a curated record. The transcript has 2 exons. Lineage: Eukaryota; Metazoa; Chordata; Actinopteri; Characiformes; Serrasalmidae.
AAUGAGGCAACAGUGAUGUCGCAAGACAGAUUCCCGGAAAGUGUGUGGGUGUGGAUUUGUUGUAACUUGCGCUCCUGCAACAAAGGCAGACAGAUCCAGGAUAUCCAGCAGCACAGAACUCGCACUGCUACAGAGAUGCAAAGCUCUUACAGACCCAUGGAGAAUUUGCCCCUGCAGGGAGUCACAGGAGAUGGAACUGUGGUGGUUCCCAUGCCUGAACAUCCUAAAGAUUACAUAGUGUGGUCCAUGUCCACCCUCUACUUCGGAAACCCGUUCUGCCUGGGGCUGCUGGCCUUUUAUUUCUCAGUUAAGUCCAGAGACCGGAAGAUGGUGGGAGAUCUAUCAGGAGCAAAAUCAUACGGAUCUACAGCUUGCUGCAUCAACGGAUGGGCCCUCGGUCUGAUUAUUCUCUUCAUAAUAGCUGCCAUCGUCAUUAUAGCAGCAACUGUGCCAGCAGUUGUGAAUCGCAUUCAAUCAAUGUCUUCUUCUGACAGUUACUCAUACAGUGGUUAAAUUAGUCUCUUAGCUGAGCAAAACGACCAUUGUCAGCAUAAAAAUUUACAUUUCACUCUUUGUAGCUGGAUGCUUUUUAUUGUAAGAAUUUUUUUUAAGAAAAAGUAAAAUUGCACUUGUAAAUGUUUAAUUUUGGUGUCUGAGUAAUUAAAGAAACUCCAUACAUGAAA